AUGAACAUCAUGUCAAUACAAGUUUGUGCAUAGUAAAAAAUGCAAGCUAGUCAUAGCCUAUGGUUUCUUCAGUUAAUUAGUAAUGAGUUACAUGUCAUGAUUUUGGUGGGUUGUGUGGGUGCAGGGCCAGUGAUGAGUUUGAAUGAACAAAUCCAUGACUUUGAAAGUUCAACGCUGCCAGAACUGGAGCAACUCUUGUGUUCCCUAAGGGAAGAGUUACUGCCCGAUUACAUGUUUGUGGUGGGAAAAGGUGGCGACGAUUACACUCUCAAUUACUUCUUUAAUCUCACUAAUCCUCGUCCAAACCUCGACGGCUCCACUUCCAAUCUCAUUGCCGCACUGUCAGCCAAGUUCCUGCUCAGCUACUCAAUGGCAAGCUCAAAUCCAUGGUCGACACCCUGAAUCAACAGCAACCUGAUUCCAAGUUCGUGAUGAUCAACGCCUAUGGGAUUAUCGACCAGAUUCUCAACAAACCUGUGUUGGCAGGUAAACAAUGCAUAAACUCUGAACCCCUAA
This is a messenger RNA of Linum trigynum, 516 nucleotides long. Lineage: Eukaryota; Viridiplantae; Streptophyta; Magnoliopsida; Malpighiales; Linaceae. The record is from the annotation of a GenBank genome assembly.